Penicillium cataractarum is the source of this 1368-nucleotide messenger RNA. RefSeq names its product type 2C protein phosphatase PTC7 (gene ppmA). The transcript has a single exon. The coding region runs from base 1 to 1368 and encodes 455 amino acids. The record is from RefSeq and is a predicted model, not a curated record. NCBI's taxonomy places the organism in Eukaryota, Fungi, Ascomycota, Eurotiomycetes, Eurotiales, Aspergillaceae.
AUGAUCCCGCUAAGUGUGCAGUGUAGAGCCUGCAGUUCCACCUGCAGCCUACAAAUACAAACCCUUGUUCGCGACAGGAUUUCUCUCUCCGCCGCCAGCACCUUUUCCUUCUCCUUCGCAAAGACUCGGCCGUUCUUCGCACCACUCUCUCGCAAAUAUGCCUUGAAUAACACCCCUCGCCGGUCCUUCCAUUCCACUCCCGGCCGGCUAUCCGAUCCCUCGCCCUCUACCUCUCGGAUCUCGUAUCGGGUUGCCGUCUCCUCGUCGGGUAAAGGCCGCCGCUUCCACCCUCUCAAAAAUGCAUACAACUUUGACCCUACAAUCUCGGAUGUGAUCGGUGUCUCUCGAGACAAGAAUCCCGCUGUCCGCCGGCGCAAUCGCCCUGAUAGUGGUGAGGAUGCCUUCUUCGUAAGCCGGAUCGGCUCCCACGUUUCAGGCCACCCGGAUGCAGGCAAUGCAGUCGCCUUUGCGGUGGCCGAUGGUGUCGGUGGCUGGACAGAGUCCCGUGUCGAUCCGGCGGACUUUUCGCAUGGUCUUUGUGGCUAUAUGGCUCAGUCGGCUUUGGCCUGGGACUCGCCUGCAGACAAGCUGCGGCCCAAGCAGCUAUUGCAGGCAGGAUAUGACCAGGUUGUGGAUGACCCGGCUAUCAAGGCGGGUGGCAGCACUGCGUCUGUCGGCAUUGCGCUUCCAGAUGGCCGCGUUGAGCUGGCGAACCUGGGUGACUCGGGUUCAGUACUACUCCGUCUUGCUGCCGUGCACCACUACUCUGUCCCGCAAACCCACGGGUUCAAUACCCCCUAUCAGCUGAGCGUUAUUCCCCCGCGCAUGCGCGCUCAAGCGUCCGUCUUUGGAGGAGCCUAUUUGGAAGAUUUCCCCAAAGACGCCGCCGUCACAAAUGUCCAGAUGCAGCACGGUGAUGUGCUCAUACUCGCAACGGACGGUGUCUUUGACAAUCUGAACAAUCAGGAUAUCCUGAAGGUUGUCACGAGCCGCAUGGUCUUGACUGGUGCUUGGACAGCCACCGAAGACUUUGGCGUGGGCAUUUCGGAUACUCUUGCGGGAUUGACUGUUCCAGGCGGACUGGCCACUGCAUUCCCACCACCAAAGAACCCCUCCGCAUCCCAACCAAACGAAAAGGAGAAUGCUACUCUCGAAUCCACGCUUACCCUCCAAUCCCUUCUUGCUGCCUCCAUCGCUGGCGAGGCAAAGGUCGCCAGUGUCGACUUCCGCCGCGAUGGUCCUUUCGCCAAGGAGGCACAGCGUUAUUAUCCGGGAGACUACUACCGCGGCGGCAAGGUGGAUGAUAUCUGUGCUUUGGUUAUUGUGGCCGUAGACGAGAGUCUUGCCGGUGGUACGAGUACCAAGUAG